Canis lupus familiaris (dog) is the source of this 1386-nucleotide messenger RNA. RefSeq names its product scratch family transcriptional repressor 2 (gene SCRT2). The transcript has 2 exons. Gene Ontology annotation, biological process: regulation of DNA-templated transcription. The coding region runs from base 451 to 1374 and encodes 307 amino acids. NCBI's taxonomy places the organism in Eukaryota, Metazoa, Chordata, Mammalia, Carnivora, Canidae. Gene Ontology annotation, molecular function: RNA polymerase II cis-regulatory region sequence-specific DNA binding; DNA-binding transcription factor activity, RNA polymerase II-specific. The record is from RefSeq and is a predicted model, not a curated record.
UCUGUAUCUCUCGGUGCCUUUCUCGCCCUCACUUUCUCCCCUCCUGCCUGCCCGCUGCUCCCUGCGCCUGGCCUGCCCCCACCGCCGCCGGUUCAGGGGAACGUGUGCGGAGCGAUUGUCCUGGGGGACAUUUGAUGGAUUAGAGCGCUGAACAGUUCCAUUGCUAGGGGACCACCUGAUCUCCUCCAGCCUGCGUCCCAUAUAAAGCCGGCAGCCGGAGUGCUGAGCACAGCUCCAGCGAUCGCCUGUCUGCGCGCCGCCGCCGCCAAGCCCGAGCGGGAGCCCGAGCGAGCCGGGGCCGCCGCCACCGGUGCCGGCUCCGCGCUGCCGCCCGCUGGGAGCUGUCCAGUGCUGAAACCCCGCUCUGACAGCCAAUCGCGCCCGACUGGCCGCCUCCCCCCACCGGGGCCCUACGCAAGUGCCCCCGCCGAGCCCCCCGCCAGUCGCACCAUGCCGCGCUCCUUCCUGGUAAAGAAGAUCAAAGGGGACGGCUUCCAGUGCAGCGGGGUGCCGGCCCCCACCUACCACCCCUUGGAGACCGCCUACGUGCUGCCUGGCGCCCGGGGGCCGCCCGGGGACAACGGUUACGCCCCGCACUGCCUGCCCCCCAGCAGCUACGAUGCGGACCAGAAGCCGGGCCUGGAGCUGGCGCCGGCCGAGCCCGCCUACCCGCCGGCGGCGCCGGAGGAGUACAGCGACCCCGAGAGCCCGCAGUCCAGCCUGUCGGCGCGCUACUUCCGCGGGGAGGCGGCCGUGACCGACAGCUACUCCAUGGACGCCUUCUUCAUCUCGGACGGGCGCUCGCGGCGGCGGCGCGGCGGGGGCGGCGGGGACGCGGGCGGCGCGGGGGACGCCGGGAGCGCCGGGGGGCGCGCGGGGCGCGCGGGGGCGCCGGCGGGCGGCGGGCACCGGCACGCGUGCGCCGAGUGCGGCAAGACGUACGCCACGUCGUCGAACCUGAGCCGCCACAAGCAGACGCACCGCAGCCUGGACAGCCAGCUGGCGCGCAAGUGCCCGACGUGCGGCAAGGCGUACGUGUCCAUGCCCGCGCUGGCCAUGCACGUGCUCACGCACAACCUGCGCCACAAGUGCGGCGUGUGCGGCAAGGCCUUCUCGCGGCCCUGGCUCCUGCAGGGCCACAUGCGCUCGCACACGGGCGAGAAGCCGUUCGGCUGCGCGCACUGCGGCAAGGCCUUCGCCGACCGCUCCAACCUGCGCGCGCACAUGCAGACGCACUCGGCCUUCAAGCACUACCGCUGCCGCCAGUGCGACAAGAGCUUCGCGCUCAAGUCCUACCUCCACAAGCACUGCGAGGCCGCCUGCGUCAAGGGGGCAGAGCCGCCCCCGCCGGCCCCCGCCGGCCCCGCCAGCUGAGCGGCCCGCCGU